Messenger RNA from Carassius auratus (goldfish), 2577 nucleotides. Its product is annotated as myb-related transcription factor, partner of profilin-like. Gene Ontology annotation, cellular component: nucleus. The transcript has 4 exons. The coding region runs from base 468 to 1928 and encodes 486 amino acids. The record is from RefSeq and is a predicted model, not a curated record. NCBI's taxonomy places the organism in Eukaryota, Metazoa, Chordata, Actinopteri, Cypriniformes, Cyprinidae.
AUCUUUGUGUGAUGUCAUAUUCCUGCGACGAUUUGGGUUCUGUGGACAUUUAAGAUUUUAAGAGGUUGGCUUUGCAUCUAUGUACUUAUAUCAUUGUAGUAUUUAAAAACGUUCUAGUCAUUUAUCACAGUACGACGAUGUGAGUGCGGAUUAUUAUUUUUUUCCUUUUCAUUCUCGUAAUGCGGGCACGUCGCAUAUAUGACUUUUACACGAACAGCAGUAUUUGCUUGAGAAGAGCUAGUGGCGGCUAACGUAAUUUAUGCGGAAUGCGCAUCCAUUGCGGUUGUGGUGCAGAAUAUAUGCGCACUGCUGCGACACAGAACCCAUUAUUAAGGCUAUUUUUGUUAGACAUCACAAUGAAGCAAUGAACGCCUUGCCAUGGAACAGCAUGGUGGCUGUUCACCCUCCUUGUGAAUGGCACGCUGUUCACCAGUCACAUUGGGGUGUCUGUAGACCACAACACAUCCAUGACUGAAUACUACGAGGAGGGGGGGUUGCUGUAUGAGCACUCACCUCCCAUGCACAUCAAAGUGGAGUCUCCAGAGGGGCCCUUUGGAGGCGGGGUUUCAGAGGACGGUUUCCCCAGGGAAGAUGAAGACUCAGAGGGCAGUUGUGACUACGAGAAUGGUGGGUUGCCAAGCAGCCUGCCUUUUAACGUUGUGGUUGUGCAUCCCAACAUAGUCGCACCUGGAAUGUCUUCAGAUGAUCUCAUCCCAAUAGAACAGAACAGGGGUGUGUCUUCAGCAUUAGCCGCAGGAGGUAUAGGAAAAAGGAAGAGCCGCUUUAGCGGGGCAGAGCUGGAGGUGUUGGUAUCAGAGGUGACCCGUUGUGAGGGAGAGCUGUUCGGUCCAGCAGGGAGGCUCCGGCGCCGAGAAAGAGAGCGCAUUUGGGCCGGGAUACUUGAGCGCGUCAAUGCUGUGUCUAGAGUACCUCGGACUCUAAGAGAAGUGAAAAAACGCUGGGAUGACCUGAAAAGACGCAACGGUGGUAGACUGGCCGACGCAAGGCACCGCACCUGCUAUCUGCCAUCAAGCAGAGGGGCUGCGAUUUUGGGAAGACAGACCCAAGUUAGUCCCAGGCUCCAGCAAUCUCGUCAAAAGCAGAGCACCAGAGGAAAAGCCAGUUUCACGUGUUUGUCAGACACUGAUCCAGUUGCAGUUGGAGAUAGCUCUGAAAGAGAUGGCUUCGAAAAAGAGGAUGAAGCUGGUGAGCAAGAGGGUGAAGAUGGAGAUGAUUGUGAGGGUGUGGAGAACAGCAUGGAGGAUAAACUGGGUUUGGGCUUGGGUCUGGGAAUAGUACCACCUCCAACAUCAGAACGCUGGCUACCUCCUUCACCACUAUACAGUGCCCCGUUCCUCAACGGGACUCCUCAGCCAAGCCCAGAACCAUCUUUAGGAACCCACCAGGGUCCACUGGAGCCUCCUCCACCACGCACUUCCUGGCUGGAAGAUGAACUUCGUGGACUGGGAGAAGCAGCCAUGCAGCUUGGAAAUCGCAUGGAGCAAAACCUGCGUGAGUUUGGAGAAGGUUUUAGACGUGAUAUGCGGACGCUUGUGGCUUCACAAGAGGCCCUUACAAAUAGCCUGCAGCAGAAUAAUGUACUUUUGCAACGUCUGUUGGGUCUACUUGAGAUGCAGCAUCAGCCGCCUCAGCAACAAAUUCCACAACCGCAACAAUUACAGCAACCUGCACAGCAUCAACAGCAACAGGAACCUCCACAACAGCAGCCUUAUGAACAACUGUUAUUGCCACAGGAGGAGCAGCCACAGCUAGAGCAGCAAAUCCCAGCAACUGUUCCACCUCUACCACCACCUCCAGAUAUUUUAGAUGGUACUCGGCUCACUGAACCACCGAAUGACAUGAAUGGAGUUACUCAACAGCCACGCCGUGGCAGAACAGUAGAUCUCAGACGAAGACGCAGACGUUAAUGUUGCCGUGAGAUGUGGACAAUUGAAAUUUAUUCAGUUACAGUAAAUGUAUUUAUUGAAGCAAUCUUUUUUAAGGUUAACUAGUCGCGUAUUGUGCAAUGUCAUAUUGCAGCCACACCUUGUUAUGCCUGUCGCAGAUAUAUAAUAAAUUGUAUAAUAUGUACACCAAAAAGCUCAAAUCUAUAUCUAAAAUGACUUCUGCACUCUUGUCGCGGUUAGUAAAUUACUGACAUUUUAUGGAUCUGCUUGCUUAAGUUUCUAUAUGAUUAUUGCAAGUUUAGAAAAAUAAAUCCUCUAGGCAGGCUUAAAAACUCUUCAGUAUUCUUACUGUGGCAAGAAAACAUCAUUCAUUUUUAUUUUUUAAUUGAGGCACUGAAUAUCAGAGCAAAAUGACAUUUUACUUUUGCUACUAUCACGGUUUCAGAAAGUACAUCCAAAUGCUGUGUAAGGGACAUUAUACUGCAUAGAGUCACUCCAGUUCCAUGGAAAUAAAUGCAGUUUUCUGAAUUGCUGACUUAUGUAGAGAUCUAAGAUCGCCCGGACACUCUGCAUGCAAUUCAAUAUACUAUUUUGCUAACUUUUCACCAUGUUAACAAAAAUCACUUGUACUUGGAAAAAAUGUCUGCAAGUUUUAAUAAAAGCAAUCAAU